Molecule: messenger RNA, 885 nt
Organism: Cricetulus griseus (Chinese hamster)
Lineage: Eukaryota; Metazoa; Chordata; Mammalia; Rodentia; Cricetidae
Source: RefSeq, a predicted model, not a curated record
CCACGAAGAUUUUGAAUUCAUUUCAGGAACACGGAUGCGCAAACUGGCACGUGAAGGUCAGAAGCCUCCAGAAGGCUUCAUGGCUCCCAAGGCCUGGACUGUGUUGGUGGAGUACUACAAAUCCUUAGAGAAAGUGUAACCAUUCUGCCUGGGACACAAGACUGAGUGACAGAGGGGACCACGCAGUCACCGACAGCAUUUCUCUGUGGUUGUGUCCAUCUGAACAUAAUUCCUGAAAACAGACCAUGUUUCUCCGUGUACAUCAGUUUUGGUCUGCCUUUGAAUUCUGUUUCAAACUAGUGUAACACAUCUCUGGUCUUAAUGUGUCUUUUCCACUUACUGUUAAUAUUCUUAUAAUACGAUUUUAAAAAUCUUGCCUUUUUAUAUUGUAUUUAUGCUUCUGUCUUAGGAUUUUUCCAAGCUGAUUUAUUAGUUAUAACCAGUAAUACAUCAUCUAGCUUUUAAUUCUUUAAGAAGCAGGAGUGGGGGGAUCACUAAACUUGGCUAGACCUUGUUUGGGGAAUUUUGCAAAGCAUCUGUAGCAAUUAGGUUUUUUUUUUUUUUAAUUUUACAUUAAAAGUAUAAACUGCUCCCUCCCUUGCAACCCAACAUGUUGAGGUAUUCUUGCAAUCUGUGUUAAGUGCUGAAUGAAUGCCUUGAUUCAAUAAAACUGAUUUUUUGGGGGGGCUUCUUAUUUAGUUUUGUGUACAUAUACCCCCUUCCUUGUGAAAAUUCCUGGCAAAGGGGGGCUGUGAAGGUAUCUUUAAUUUCUGGGGUCUGAUAUGUAGUUCCCUAUACCAUGUGUUUGCUGAAGUCAUGCAUAGCAGGAACCUGUACUCCAUAAUUAUGUGGGAAAAUUAUAAAGAAUUCUUCGUCCAUCUGAAA